UUUUCUCUAGGAAAUGAUACACCUGAAGAACUACGAAAGAAGUUAAUAAGGAAGAUGAAGUUAAUUCUGAGCUCAGGGUCUGAUGAAGAAUGUGCAAUUUGCUUGGAUUCUCUAACGGUUCCUGUUAUAACACAUUGUGCACAUGUCUUCUGUAAACCCUGUAUUUGCCAAGUCAUCCAGAAUGAGCAGCCACAUGCUAAAUGCCCUUUAUGCAGAAAUGAUAUACAUGGAGAUAAUUUAUUAGAAUGUCCUCCAGAAGACUUGGCAUGUGACACUGAGAAAAAGUCUAACACAGAAUGGACAUCCAGUUCAAAGAUUAACGCCUUAAUGCAUGCAUUAAUUGACUUAAGAAAGAAGAACCCCAACAUAAAAAGUUUAGUUGUUUCUCAGUUUACAACGUUUCUGUCUUUAAUAGAAACACCACUCAGAGCUUCCGGAUUUGUGUUUACUCGUUUGGAUGGUUCAAUGGCCCAAAAGAAAAGAGUUGAAUCGAUUCAAUGUUUUCAAAACACUGAAGCAGGAUCUCCAACUAUAAUGCUUCUAUCCUUAAAAGCAGGUGGCGUUGGUUUGAAUCUUUCUGCAGCUUCUCGAGUGUUUUUAAUGGAUCCAGUAAGUUGUUUUAUAGACUUUGUGGUAUGUUAUUACUUCUUUAAAAAAAAAAAAAGAAAAAAGAAAAAAAGAACAAAAAGUACUCGGUAAGUACCUUCAUAGCUAUAAUUUUGUGGAAAUUCCUCAGGCAGACUUUAGAAAUAGAUAACUUAUUAAACGUGUAUCAAGGGCUUUCUCUUAAGUGCUUUCCAUAUAUCAAAUGAAAUUCUCACAACUUCUCUAUGAGGUGGAUCUUAUCCUUAUUUGCAGGUGAGGAAACCGAAGCAUAGAGAAGUAAAAUAACUUGCCCAACAUCACACAGCUAGUAUUUUGCAAACCAGGGUCAGAGUUCACGUCCUUAAGUCCUGCUUUUCUACUUCUCUUCUAAAUACAGAAUACCUUUCUGUUAACUUCAGUGCUUUAAGGGUAUUCAUUCGUCCAACAUACGUACAAUAAGAUCUGCUUUGUGUCAGGGACUCUUACAGGUACUGGGAAUCUGGCGUAAACACGAUAGACAAAGUAGCUACCCUCAUGGUGCUAAUGGUCUCAAGCUUUAAUGUGCAAAAGAAUUACGUAAAUGUAAUUUCUGACCUCUUUCCCCAGAGAUUUAGAAGUAUUGGAUGAAACGCAGGAGGCUGCAUUUUUAUACAGACUAUAGGUGACUCAGUUACAAGUGGUCAGCAUCACAGUUUUAGAAACAAGACCAUUAAUGGAAUGUUUGGAGUGAAUUUUCGUGGCUGCGUAAUAUGGGCCUAAAGGUAGAGGUGGGAGCUAAACUUCACUCUCACUGUGCUCACCAAAGUGUAUGACCUGGAGCUGCACCCACAUAGGAGCUCUUUUCGUGAUUGCACAAAGGAGCUGGUUUGGGCAGGAGGCACUCUGGACUACCUCAAUCUCCAAUUUGCAUUGGGUACUGCUUGGCUAGAGGCAACCUUGAGCUGUUCCUGUGCAUUCACAGGUUUAAGAUUUGUUGUUUUAGCUUGUCUAAAACUCAGAAAAUUCAUAACAAAAGACAUUUUAUUGAGACACAAAUUUGAGUUAUUCCAGUUAGGCUAUCCUGGAUGUAUGUUCCUGUUCCAUGUCUUUUUUUCCUCCCUUGAGAAUAACUUUCCGAGUAAGAUUACAACCAGAGCCAUACAUAGGCAUUAAUGUCAUGGAUGACAGUGGUCUGUUGUAUUUCCUUGCUUUAGUUCUGUGGAUGUAGUUUUAAAUCUUUGCUAGAGUUUUACUGUUUUAUGGUUAUUAUAAAAAAUAUUCAUUUUAACUACAGAUAGUUACAUACUAAUUAACCCAAUGAAAAUCCUAGAAGCUGAUUUUUGGAACUGAUUCCCAAAUUAUUUUCUUCGGUUAUAAUCUUAGUACUUGAGAACGAGUCUGUUAAUACCAAACAUAGUAAUUUAAUUAGUAUUACAAAGUUGAUCAGAAACUAAAACUCUUUAGCAGUUAUAGUUUAAAAAAACGUAUAGAAUGUUUUAGCAGUUUUGUAGUAAGUUGUUUGAAUAUUUCAAGCUUUCACAUAUUGUUUCUAACUUUAAAACAAAAGCCAAGU
This is a messenger RNA of Hipposideros armiger (great roundleaf bat), 2137 nucleotides long. It is a transcript of the gene HLTF, whose product is annotated as helicase like transcription factor. Gene Ontology annotation, cellular component: nucleus. The transcript is spliced from 4 exons. The coding region runs from base 55 to 699 and encodes 214 amino acids. Lineage: Eukaryota; Metazoa; Chordata; Mammalia; Chiroptera; Hipposideridae. Gene Ontology annotation, molecular function: ATP-dependent activity, acting on DNA. The record is from RefSeq and is a predicted model, not a curated record. Gene Ontology annotation, biological process: DNA repair.